This is a messenger RNA of Aspergillus sclerotioniger CBS 115572, 2041 nucleotides long. RefSeq names its product WD40 repeat domain-containing protein. Bases 58 to 1767 code for a protein of 569 amino acids. Gene Ontology annotation, cellular component: Set1C/COMPASS complex. The record is from RefSeq and is a predicted model, not a curated record. Lineage: Eukaryota; Fungi; Ascomycota; Eurotiomycetes; Eurotiales; Aspergillaceae. The transcript is spliced from 3 exons. Gene Ontology annotation, molecular function: histone binding.
UUCUCCUUCUUCCUCUUCUCCCUGCCAUUUCCCGGUCGCGCCCCUUUGUCGCUCCUCAUGGAUGGCUCCACCCAUCGCCCGAAGCGCCGUCGCCUUGACAUCACUCCCAAGGCCCAGAAUGGCUUCAUCCAUUCACCCGUAGAAUCGUCGUCCGACGAGUUGGCCGCGGGCUCCGAUCACGACGAGGCCGAACGCCGCCGCGCCAGCUGGUCCAUCCAAAAGGCCUAUCCCCCGCAACGCCCCUUUCGCCGCUCGCGCAGCUUCAGCGGCUCCGAGAGCCCCGAUGAACUGGCCGUCGACGCGAAGGAAUAUUGGUCGGCGCGAAACCGCGCUCGCAGAUCGCCCUCCGAGCCGAGCGCGGAGCCCUCGUCGGAGCGAGAUGAUGACGACGAGGAUGAGGUAGAGGAAGAAGACGACAAUGACGACGACGACGAACCCGACCCCGAAGAACCUGUUCCUGAAAUCGAAGUCACACCUGAACCCGACCCCAAAGAAAAUGCUGAACCUGAACCCGAACAUGACCAAAAAGAGAACACCGAUGCCGAUGUCGAAGAGACUGAAACCCCCGCUGAUGUAGAGAUUGAUGCAUCGUAUGGGGAACGGUCUCCCACUCCGGUCCCCCAGCCACCACCACCGCCGCCGAAACCGGACAAAGUGAAUUACUACCAGAAGUAUCUACUACGGGGUCAUCUGCGGGGAGUCUCGGCGGUGCGAUUCUCGCCAGACUCCUCCAUGAUUGCGAGCGGAGGGGCGGACGGGGCUGUCAAGGUAUGGGAUACGGGCACAGGACGGCUGAUCCACACCUUCGAGGGCCAUCUGGCGGGCAUUUCCACCAUCUCGUGGAGUCCGGACGGAGCGACCAUUGCAUCUGGGUCGGACGAUAAGACGAUCCGAUUGUGGAAUGUCUUGACGGGCAAAGCUCAUCCGAUCCCCUUCGUCGGCCAUCACAAUUACGUCUACCAGAUUGCGUUUUCCCCCAAAGGCAACAUGCUCGUGAGCGGGUCCUACGAUGAGGCGGUGUUCCUAUGGGAUGUGCGGUCCGCGCGGGUGAUGCGAUCACUACCAGCCCAUUCUGAUCCGGUGGGCGGCAUCGACGUGGUCUGGGAUGGGACGCUGAUCGCGUCGUGCGCGACGGACGGACUGAUCCGCAUCUGGGACACGGCGACAGGCCAAUGUCUGCGGACGAUCGUACACGAAGAUAACCCGCCGGUGACGGCGGUCAAGUUCUCCCCGAACGGCAAAUACGUGUUGGCGUGGACGCUGGACGACUGCGUACGACUUUGGGACUACGUCGAGGGGCGGUGCAUCAAGACCUACCAAGGCCACACCAACCGGAAAUACAGUCUGCAGGGCGCGUUCGGGGUAUACGGGGUACGAGGGGGAGCGAGGCACGCGUUUGCAGUCAGCGGCAGCGAGGACGGGGCGGUGCUAUGCUGGGACGUGGUGAGCAAGCAGACGCUGCAGCGCAUCGAAGGACAUACCGGGGUGGUAUUGGGUGUAGACACAUGCACGCUGGGACAAGCGCGACUGAUAGUGAGCUGCAGUGUGGACGGCACAGUCCGAGUAUGGGAGGAAACUCCAGAAACAGACCCAUCAACAACCGCACAAGCAGACCUAAUCACUGAAUCCUCACCACAAACCAACCAACAACAACCCGAAGACCCUGUCAAAGCAACCCCAACCUCAACGCAAACCAACCUCCCCAUCCCAGCCCCAGAGGAACCAGAAGACACAGAAAUGGGCGAAGCCCCAGGCCCCGAGAUUUAAGCAAGGUGUACAUUAUUUCCAGGACAGGAAAAAAAGGGACGGAUGGCGUUACGGGAAUGUAUAAUAGACACGAGGGAUGAUGAUUGAUAUACUACUUUCACUGACAUUAAUAUCGAGAGCAGCAGCUGCCACCACGGAGUGGAGUGGAGUGGAGUGGGCUAUAUUCGCCAUUGCCACCACCACCAGCCUUAUUAUCAUGACAUGCCAUACCAUCUGUGACAUUACAUUAAGUACUAUGUAUCUUCCAUUCAUCAUUGUCAUAAUUAUAUUCUUG